This is a messenger RNA of Erpetoichthys calabaricus (reedfish), 2908 nucleotides long. It is a transcript of the gene hmmr, whose product is annotated as hyaluronan-mediated motility receptor (RHAMM). Lineage: Eukaryota; Metazoa; Chordata; Cladistia; Polypteriformes; Polypteridae. The record is from RefSeq and is a predicted model, not a curated record. Gene Ontology annotation, molecular function: hyaluronic acid binding. Bases 78 to 2612 code for a protein of 844 amino acids. The transcript is spliced from 22 exons. Gene Ontology annotation, cellular component: membrane.
GAAAGCAGGGCCUAUGGGUUUGUUCCGUAGUAAAAAAUAAUUUAGUCGGUUAACGUGAAAGCUUCAGUUUUUCGAAAAUGUCAUUUCCUAAAGCUCCUCUUAAACGGUUUAAUGAAAACGUUGGCUGUGCUCCUCCACCUGGAACAUAUCAAGUAAAUUUUCUUGAAUCAUCCACAAAAGGUCCAGUAUCCUUUGAGAAAUCGGACAGAUUUAGGAAAAAGAAAGAUGCUGCUCCUGGUGUAUGUUCAACUGAUAAUGAACAAAUGGCAAUGGGAAAACUUCAGCGAGCAUCAUCUAUUGGAACACUGUCUACACCUACAAAGAAGGGGGAGAAGGAGCAGCUAGCUACAAAAGAGACAAAACAACAAAAAGCCUUAGAGAAGGAAGUGCGUGUAUUGAUGCAACAAUGUGGAGAGCAAGAUAAAAGGAUUCGCAAUUUAGAGGAAGAACUAAAGAAGACUGAAGCAAAGUUAACUGCUGCCUUAAGGGAGAAAACUGGUCUUGCUGCAAACAUAGCAUCUUUUGAAAGGCAACUUUUUGAUCUGCAAAAAGCAAAUGAACUUUUGAAGACUAAGUUUUCUGAUGAUUCUUCAAGAAAGAAAAUGAACAGUCUUCUUGGAGAAUUGCUGGAAGCCAGGAAUAUAGUUGAUGCCAAGGAUAAAGAACUUGGAUAUAUGCAAAUUAACUUUGAAGGGCAACUGAAAGUUCUAGAGACUGAUUUAGAUGCAUGUAAAUCCACACUGUCAGCGGUUCAGCAAAGGAAUCAGUCAUUGGAACAAAUGUACCAGGAGGCCAAAUUGCAUAAUGAAGAAAUUGAAAAUGAAACGGACAAACUGCAUGCCCUUCUGCAUAAUGCAAGAUGCGAAAGUAAAGUGUUGCAGGAAUAUUUGGACGUGGCAAAUGCGGAAGUUCAGGACCUCCGAUUGGAACAGACUGCAAAACAAAAAGAAUAUGAAAGCAGGAUCCAGAUGUUACAAACUACUGCUGAGGAAAAGGAAACGGUAAUGGUGUUCAAACAAGCUGAAACGGAUAAGCAACUGGCUGAAUCUGAGAACGGUUUAAAACAGUUAAAGAAAAAAUUAGAAGGACUUGAAGGACAUUUAUCUACAGUUGUGUGUGAGAAGGAGAAAUUGGAAAGAGAUAAGGCUGAUAAUGAGAAAAGGCUAUCCAAUUGCUUGACCGAGAUAAGACAACUGCAAGACAGUAUGCACAAAUACAAAGGUCAAAUAAAUGACUUUGAAAGUAUGGUAGGGGACAAAGAAAAGCAAGCAGAAAUGCUAAAAGAGAGUCUUGAGAAAUCCAAAGAAGAAUUGAGUCGUCAGUCUGUAGAGCUGCAAGAGAAGAGUGAUCAGCUUCAACAAACGAGAGGAAAGCUAGAAGUGAGCAAAGGAAAUCAAGAAAAAUUGGAAGCAGAGUUAAAACUACUAACAGAAAAAUUGGCAGAAGCUGAGCAACAGUAUCAUCAGCUUCUAGAUAAACACAAUGAACUUGGAAAUGCUCUCACAGAAGAAAGGGACUUGAGCACCUCCCUUCGUCAACUACUGGAGAAGAUGCAGGAAGAGUUUACUCAGGAGAGAAGCCAGCUUGAGGGAGAACUUGAGGAGGUCCUUGAAGAGCUAAAUAUACUUGAAACUAAAGAGACAGAGACGGAGGAGAAAAUAAAAACGAUUGAGGAAGAGAAUGAACAGAAGAGCAAAACAAUUCUUGAGCUACAAACCCAGUUCAAUGGAAAAGUUGCUGAACUGGAUAGAGUAAAUGAUGAUCAUGGCAAAUUAAUUGCACAACUAAAAGAACAGAAGAGCAACUCACUAAGAAAAAUUGGAGAAAUGGAAACCGAUUUUGAAAGGAGCAAAUUAGCACUAAUAAAUGAGAUGGAGGUACUUAAAGGCUCUACGUCCAAACUGCAAGAUGAAAUACAGCAGCUCAAAAAACUAAAUAAGGAGCAACAAGAGGAACUUGAAGCAACACGUCUGUCUAAAGAUAAAGCAAAUGAGGAAUAUGCCAGGAUGCUGUUGGAUGUUCAGACAAAACUAGCCCAGAAAGAAAGUGAACUUAAAAAAUUGGAAGGCAAAUUUGUGGCCGAAAUUGAAGGGUUAAAGCAGGUAAUGGAGGAUGAACGACAGCAAUUCCAGAAACCACUUCAACAAAAAGAUGCACAAAGAAAACCAGAUAUUGAUGAAGCUGUGCUUUCAGAACUCCAAAAUGAAAGAGAUAGAUGGAGAACUCUUUAUGAAGAAUUGCACAGCAAAGUCAAACCUUUCCAGCAACAACUUGAUGCAUUUGAAGCUGAGAGAAAAGCGUUGCUAAAUGAGAAUGGGGCUGCACAGGAGGAGAUGAAUAAACUCAGUGAGGCUUAUGCAAAGCUACUAGGACAUCAAAAUCAAAAGCAGAAAAUUAAGCAUGUAGUAAAACUUAAAGAGGAAAACCUACAUUUAAAGCAGGAAAUAACAAAAUUAAGGACUGAGCUCUCAAAAGAGAAAAGGUUAAAGGAACCGCAAACCCAAGAGCCAAGACCUAGAAGGUUUGAUCCUUCCAAAGCUUUUCGGCAUGAUAGCAAGGAAAAUGUAAGGCCAUCAAACCCAUUGAAAGAAGGAAACCGGAUUGUAUGCUGAACCUUAUGGAUCGGUCCUGGUGUUUUGGUUUAUAUAUAAUAAAAAAAAAAUGUGGACUUUGAUUUUAUCAGAAGAGCAUUGACUAUAUGAGCAGAAAAUGCAUUUUAAUCCAUAUAUAAGUGAACAACUUUUUCUGUUUUACUUUAUUAAUACAUAUGGUUCAAAGACACGUUUAAUUUUUUUCUAAUUUUGUUAUUUUGAAAAAUUCAUUUUUAAUAUUUUUAAAACAAAGUAAAUUUUGCAUAGUAAUGCAAAGUCCUGUUUUGUCUAUACUGUAGCUGCUAAUGUAUGAUAAC